Pocillopora verrucosa is the source of this 2470-nucleotide messenger RNA. RefSeq lists its product as uncharacterized. The record is from RefSeq and is a predicted model, not a curated record. NCBI's taxonomy places the organism in Eukaryota, Metazoa, Cnidaria, Anthozoa, Scleractinia, Pocilloporidae.
UAACUUUCCCCAGGGGGGCGGAGAGUCGGAGUUGACAAACGAAGCGACGUAUCCCCAUAGAGAGGGAGAGAGUUUGAGUAAACGUCAGACUUCACUGGACAGCGGGUGUUUUUAAAGACUAAGUUUCGAUAGUACUUGAUGAUCAACGAGGAUUCAGAACGUUGCUGUUUUCCAAAUCGGAUGGUGAAUGUCGGUCGAUGAUAUAGCUCACAGCAAGGUCUGGGAUUCUUCACUCUGCAUAUACCCAACCAAGAUUGCAGAAGCAUGGUCUGUAACAUAACUAACCGGUAUAAUUUGACGUCUCUUCACGUACUAAACGGAAACUGCAAUGGGACAAAUUAUUCAGGAACGUAUUAUUCAGGAGCACCAUAUCAUCCAGUGACGUUCUCCAUUUACAUUGUGACUGCAGUCCUCUGUGUCUUGUUUAGUGCUGUUACUUUUCUAAAGUACAACAGUGUUACUGUCCUGAAUGUUACUGUUCGAAGUAAUGUCAUCUCUAACAAUGCUUGGAUUGCAUAUUUCAUUGUCAUGUUCAUAAGAUCAGCUGUUGGAGCAGGUAUCUACUCAAGUGCAACCCAACACUUUCGAGUGGGAUUGCAAGUCUACUUCAUUGCAGAUGGAGUGUUAAAGUCAUUUGAGGUUUUUUGUUUGUUAUGUGCACUGAAUCAUCAAUGGCAGUUUAGAUCAUCAGGAUUUCUUAUGCAGGAAAUAAGGAGUUUGAAUUCGGGAGGGCACAGUACAACUAGCUCUGAAACUGGAUCACGGACUGGAAUUACAACAAUGUUUUCAAGUAAGAAAGUGAUCAUUUUGUUCACAGUACAAGUACUAUUGGUAAUACUGUUUCUGACAUUACUGGAAGCUUGUAUGUGUGUCUAUUUGAGACAACUUUUUUGGACAUACAUGGCCUUAUUUUGGACACAGGCUCUUUUGACAAUUAUUUGGGUCAUUUUGAUUUUUUGGUAUGAUGAUGAAGAGGGCCCAACACUCAUGACAAAGAUUUUUCUUGCUGGUGGGGUAUUCAUCACUCUACCUGCAGAUAUUCCAUCCAUUGUUUGGUCGUCUUUUAUUGAUGAUAUUCAUGGAAUUUGUGAACCAUGGAAGUAUUUUACUUCAUAUGAUUUGGCAUUGUUCCUGCUGAUUCCUGCUCUGAUAAUUUUCUUUCUUGUUCUGCGCAAAGAGUAUCUCAGACUGGAUCAGGAAGCUAAGUACAGUAUGUUAGGUGCUGAAGUUGAUUCUUUGUUUUCUGAAUACUCACACAAUUCACAGCAAAGUUAAAGGUGUUUGGAUACAUCUUUAAGACACCUGCCUCUGUCAGUUAAGCGUUUGAUAAGAAAAAACUGUUUAGUUAUUCUUAACAAAAGUAUUAAAAGUUGUAAUGUAUAAAUCAUCAUUAGUUAGUGAUGAAUAAAACUUACUAGUAAUGGCAACCUCUUGACAGAAGUUGAGACAGUCAGAAGGCACAUUUCUAGAUGCAGCAAUGAAUUGGAGUGUUACUCAUUAGUUUCUAUUAAUAAUGUAGAAAGGAUCAUAAUUGAUGGUUCACAAAUUGUCAUAAGUAGGAAACGAAUACAACUUACUAGUAAUGAAAGCCACUUUACAGUAGUUGAGACAGUCAGAAUGUACAUUAUGGAUGCAGCAAUGACUUGAGGUUUUAUGUUUAUAUGUCUUAGGCACUGAGAAGUUGUCUCUCAGGACCAAACUUAUGUUAAUGUAAGAUGAAAAUUAAAAAAAUAGGGUGUCCUCAAAACUGGUAAUAUUAAUUUUCAAUUGAUUACUUUGAUGUAUAGCUGCAAACAAAAGUAUGACUUAUUGGUACAUUUGCAAGAGGUCAUCACUUAAAUGAUAACUAGCAUCUAAUUUUGUCUUUUGGUAUCACCUCUGAAUCAAACACUAAGGUUAAAUUGCAAGAAAAUAGAAACUAUUUAAUAAUUUUAAAUGGUCUUUAUAUACAUGUAGAAUGAAUUUAUAGUUUCAAUGCCAGCCUAUGGUAGUGUAUUUUUGCCAUAAUGAGUUGGGGAAGAUUUUCAUUAAAUUACCCCUUGGACCCUGUAGAGUGACUGUCACCCCAGGAUCAAACAUAAGGGUCACCAGAACAAGACAAUGGAUCACCAACUAAAGAAGCUCUUGAUUGUUAAAUAAAUUCUCCUUAUUGGUAUCUUAGGAAAUCUAUAGAGAACAGUAUGGAGAAUAUGUAUACUGACAUUAGGGUGUUAAGGGCAAAUGAAGUGCUAGCAGUUGCGUGAAAUCAGUAUUUGAAUGAUACAUUUCAAAUUGAAAAAUUUGUGAUAUUAACAUUUCUUUAGCUACUAAAAUAUUCAAUUCUUUCUGUCGUGACAGAGAAUGGGGCUAUUUUUCAAAACCUUUCCUAAAACGUGGUAAUUGUAGAUAUUAGCAAUAGCAUAUACAUUUAACAUACCUUUUUUUUUUUUCAUCACAGAUAAUGCUAUUUUUACACUCAGGAAACUGUUAA